This is a messenger RNA of Penicillium maclennaniae, 531 nucleotides long. RefSeq lists its product as uncharacterized. Lineage: Eukaryota; Fungi; Ascomycota; Eurotiomycetes; Eurotiales; Aspergillaceae. The record is from RefSeq and is a predicted model, not a curated record. Bases 1 to 531 code for a protein of 176 amino acids. The transcript has a single exon.
AUGGCAGCCCCCGCCCCUCCAUCCUGGCUGCUCCCUAGCAUCUAUACUUCCGGUCGACACAAGCCUGGCACACCUCCAACAUGGCUUGUGGUGUUUAUCUGUCCCCUAGAGGACGCAGAGCGGAUUGCCAUGAUGACCAAGCUCAGCUCCAUGGGUGAGGAGUGGCCAGAUAGUCCCCAAAAUGGGAUGCGACGUCUGGUCGAGAUUCCUUGGCUGAUGAAUUAUACCCCACCGACAUCUGUCAUAUUCACCAUGUUGAAAGAGGAUCCUCUCAUCUUCAUUGAUGAUCAGUCCCGAACGGACCAUUCGGCGAUCAUCGCCUGGAGGACCUCUAAGGAAUCAGGCGCCGAGGCUGCUCGCGUACCAAUCGAGCGAGCCAACCUGCUUCUGGGCAUAGCUGCCAGCGGCGGAUUAUCAGCGGAUUAUACUCGAAUUUCAUCAGAGCCGGAGGAAGAAGAAGCCGUCCAGGUAAAGCUAGGCUUCUCCCAUCAUGUUCUAUUGUACGAUCAUUUGCUGAAAAAAAAUACGUAG